Molecule: messenger RNA, 378 nt
Organism: Trypanosoma rangeli
Lineage: Eukaryota; Euglenozoa; Kinetoplastea; Trypanosomatida; Trypanosomatidae
Exons: 1
Coding region: 1-378 (125 amino acids)
Source: RefSeq, a predicted model, not a curated record
AUGUGGAGGGGCAAAUGGUUGCUAGUGCUGGGAGGUGUGGUGCUGCCGUGCGGUUUGCUUGCCAGUGCAGCGGCAUUGUGGUGUGCGCUUUGCUUCCCUCUUGUUGUGGUUGCAGAUGAAGGGCAGCUGGGACGCUGGUGGGAGGGGAGCCGAAGGCGAGCGGUGGGAUUUUGUGCGGCUGCCGUGUCAUCUUCGGGUGCCGCCUCCGUGCCGACCGGAGCGGCGUACGUGCGGGGGUUUGGAGUGCCUCGCAGAGUGCCGCAGCCGCGCAUUUUUCGAGCAUGCUCCUGGGGAACGCUGCCGCCAAAUGACGCGAGCUACGACAGGGGCUUGGCAGCGUUGAUGGGUGUGUGCCGGGGGCCGUUGCCUUCGCGUUGA